This is a messenger RNA of Sitophilus oryzae (rice weevil), 5234 nucleotides long. Its product is annotated as oocyte zinc finger protein XlCOF6-like. Gene Ontology annotation, biological process: regulation of transcription by RNA polymerase II. Gene Ontology annotation, cellular component: nucleus; chromosome. Gene Ontology annotation, molecular function: chromatin insulator sequence binding; DNA-binding transcription factor activity, RNA polymerase II-specific; zinc ion binding. The record is from RefSeq and is a predicted model, not a curated record. The transcript has 5 exons. Bases 123 to 4829 code for a protein of 1568 amino acids. NCBI's taxonomy places the organism in Eukaryota, Metazoa, Arthropoda, Insecta, Coleoptera, Curculionidae.
AUUUAAAAGCUUGGCGUCGAUUUACGAAACUUCCGCCUUCUCGUCCAUUUCGUUAGCGAGCGCGAAAAGGGAAGCUGCGUAUGUAUUCUCUUCGAUGAAAUUUUUUAAGAAACAGCGGAAAAAUGGAUAAUCCGGGUGAAAUAAUGCGUUUUUGUAGACUGUGUUUAGUUAAGGACCAAGUUAAUAUUCCAAUUUUUGAAGAACAAGGUGAUAUUAGGCAAAUAUUUUUGAAAAUUAGUUCCUGUCUGCCGGUGAAGGUAUCUAGAGAAGACAAAUUACCAAAAAAAAUAUGCGAUGGAUGCUCGAAUAAGUUAGAUUUACUGUAUGAAUUUUGGAAUACGUCUGCGAAUGCCGAGAAGACAUUAUUGUCUUGGUUAGGGCAAGCCGGCGUAAAAGAUGUAGACCAAACCAUUACAGCUGUAGCACAGCAAAUUGCCAAGCCCUCUGAACCUCAAGUGAAAGAGGAGACUCCGGAGGAUGGCCAUGCAGCAGUGCAGAAUACUGAUCAUUUAGGAAUAAGCAAUUCUGCUGUAUUGGAUGAUAGUUCUGCCAAAGAUGAGACUGAAGAACCUCCUCCGAAGAGGGCGCGGCGCACCGCCGCAGUAAAAGCACAAAUUAACCUUACUCCUGACUCUGAAGAAGAAGACGAUGACCUGGACACUGCCGAGCCCAUGACUAAGAUUGAAGAUGAAAGCGAUGAAAGUGACAAUGAUGAUAAAGAUCCCUCAUAUGUAGAUGUACCUGGAACUAGUGCCGACGACCAGCCUGGUCCUUCAGGUGUCGGCAAGGAUGGCGCCGAAGCACCGAGUACAAAGGAAGAUUCUUCAAAUCCGUCAGUUAAGCUUCUUCAAUCUUUAUACUGUAACAAGUGCGGUGCUUCGUUCCAGAAUCUUGAAUUAUUAUACAGUCAUAUCAUCAACCCCGGUAGCAGCGAUCAUACUUUUCGAUGCGCUUCUUGCAACUGCAAUGUUGGAAACACCAUAAUUAAUCUUACGGACCACAUUCGCAAACAUUGCGACGAAGAAGUUGUUGCGGAAAAAGAAAGGACUAUUGCAGAAAGUCAGUCCACCAAACCAAGAUAUUUUUGUGAGAAAUGCGGAAAGGCAUUUUUUGUUUUUCAAGAUCUAUUCAAGCACGCGUCAGUUCAUGUCGAUGAUUUAAUUUGUUGUACGCAAUGUUCCGUUAAAAACUCUAGUUUAAGACAGAUCAUAUUGCACUUUCGGCAGCAUUGUGUCACGUAUGACAAUAAAACACCAAAUAAAUUACCGAUUAUUACAGAUAAAACGAGCGAAGAAACUGUGGCAAAUACAAACAAACCAAAAAGUAAAACUAUUUUGCAGAAUGAUAGUAGUAUUGAAAAUUCUAACUCCGACAACAUAAUAAAAAGUAAACAAAUUAUAUUUUGUGAGUUUUGUCGGCUUAAUUUUUUCUGUUUUUUGCGUUAUUUCAAUCAUAGAUCUUUAGUCCACAGUCAAGACUUGAUUUAUUGCAAAAGUGAUUGCGGGGAAAAGUUUACUGGCAUGUUCUUUUGGCGGGAGCAUUAUAAAUCUAGACACACAUAUAAUGAAUUGAGAAAAGACAUAAAAAACUGUAAAAUGAACAAAAAUGAUAGAAUCACUAUUUACUGCGAGGUAUGUGGCGAAGGAUUUGCAAACGCUUAUAACAGACAACUUCACAUAAUUAGUUUACACGAUAAUAGGUAUUUAAUUUGCGCUGUCUGUCAACAUCCAUACUCUAACAACUAUGCGUUUGCAGCUCAUUUGUCAACCCGACAUCGGAUUUUUAAUAAACAAACUUUUAAAUGUUUUGAGUGUACUAAACCAAUAUAUUUUUUGCAUGUGUAUCUAUAUCACGUUGGAACUCAUAAGUAUAAUGCUGAAAGUAAACAUUACCCUCGUUGUAGAAUUUGUAAAGUAAAAAUCCGUUCACAAAUUGCACAUGUAAGGCAUAUGAAUAAACAUAUGUCAUUCGCAUAUUUUUAUUGUUUUUUCUGUAAUAACAGUUAUAAAUUUAGUGAAGAACUUCAGCUGCAUAUGAAAUCUAAACAUGGGUCUUUAUAUUCUGAUUAUAACAGGUUUUUGUCAAUUCCCUGCAACAAAAACCGAUAUGAGUGUCCAAUAUGUAAAGAAAGUAUUCCAGAAAUGUACAUUUACCAACACUGGCGACUGGGGCAUCCGGAGUCCGUUUCUAAAAAAAAAGCUAUACUAGAUGAUUUUGCUAAAAGUAGUUUUUGCAAAUCGUAUAAGGAAUUACAAAAAGUAUCAGGUGCUAUUGGCAGUCAACUCCUUACCGGAGCAUAUCUCAUAAAAGAGACAAAUUUAGAGGUUAGCCAAAUAUUGGGAACGACUUCUAAUAUUGGUGGUAGCGAUACAAAAAGUGACAAAUCUGAUAACUCAACCAUAUUACCGGCUUCUGCCGAUGAAGUUCACAAAUCAGAUGAAGAUUCUACUGAAAGUAAUUUAGAUUCAUCGGUUCCGUCUCUUACAGAAACCAAAACACUAAAUAAAGAGUCCGUUUCUAGUGAAAUCAAGGUAGAUUCGAAUUUGUCACUCAAUUCUACUGAUUCAAGUAAGCUUCAAGAAAAUACAGACAUAUCCUCUUCUAAAGUUAACGAAGGCAAUAUGGCACUUAACCAAGGUAUUUCAAAUAAUGAACAUAAUAAGCAGAAAACUACUUUAAACCUUGAAACUACUUCAAAAUUGACUUUAAAUAAUCAGUCAAAAAAUACCGAUUCAAAAACUAGCUCAAAUUUAUCCAUAAGUCAGACAAAAGAAUGUUCUAGUAAAUCAAAUAGUAAAGAAACUGAAACUGAAUCCUCAAAUAAUGAACAUAAUAAGCAGAAAACUAAUUUAAACCUUGAAACUACUUCAAAAUUGACUUUAAAUAAUCAGUCAAAAAAUACCGAUUCAAAAACUAAGGAGUUAUCUAUAAGUCAGACUAAAGAAUACUCUAGUAACUCAAAUAGUAAAGAAACUCAAGCUAAAUCUAAGCCUACAUUGAAUGUUUUACCCUUAACCGAUACUUCUAAAUCAAGUUCGAAAGAGAAUAAAACAAAGUCUUUGAAAAAGCAAGAAUUAUCCCAACCCUUAAGUGCAACUUUUAGUUCCGCAGCUUUACCACGAAAUAUACCUACUUUUCCUGUACCUGAGCCUCCUGCAAAUACGUAUUACUACCCAUCCCAAGAAAAUGUUAAUUCUUAUGGAUAUAAUGCCACAAGCAAUAUACAGUAUCAGAAUUAUUAUCACCAAUCUAGUUAUGGUAACCAAAAUGAGCUGUGGCAAUCAACAAUGGCUGCUCAACCUGUUUGGCAAGGAAGUAUAAUUGCUGAGACAUAUGUUCAGCAACCAACAGAGUAUUUUCAUCUGAAUCAACAACCGAUAAUGCCUUCUCAGCCAGUAAAUUUUUCUCAGCAGCCAAUAAUACCCCCCCAAAAAAUUAAUUACGAAUGUAAAGGAUGCAAAAAGGUAUUUCCUAGUUUACCGCUAUUAGAAAUCCAUUUCCUAUUUUGUGGUGAAAUGGAAUUAGAAGUGCUAGAAGCUCCUAGAGACGACUGCCCCGCUUGUGGGUUUAUAUAUUCUGAUUUCUCCAACCUUAAAUCUCAUAUUUUUAAUACUCAUAACGAUUUCUUUAAAGAGUUUGACUUGAUUUCGAAAAUUUCUAAUUAUAUAUGUGUUACAUGCGGAUUCCUGUUUGAUAGCAUGCAAAACUUAGAAAUACAUAGACGGGAGCACAAUGUCUCUCGAAGGACAGACAAAACAUUUAGAGAUAAUAUAACGAUAAAGAUAAAAAAUAAUUACCUGUCAAAUACGGCUUCAAAAUCUGAGACAUCUAGUUCAAUAAAUAAGGAGGAAAAAGAAAGUCCUGCACAAGCCAAAUAUUCGGACAAACCCGUAGAACCUUCAUAUAGGUGUGAUCAAUGUGCAGCAUUAUUUAAGAGUUAUAAAGACUAUAUCAAACAUAAAAUUAGCCAUGAUGAUUCGGGCGAACAAGAAGAAAAUGCGGAAAAUGAAAGUCCUAUGCAUGUUCAAUAUUCAGACAAAUCCACUGGACCUUCAUAUAGGUGUGAUCAAUGUGCAAAAUUAUUUAAGAGUUAUAAAGAAUAUAUCAAACAUAAAAUUAGCCAUGAUAAUUCGGGCGAACAAGUAGAAAAUGAGGAAAAAGAAAGUCCUACGCAUGUUCAAUAUUCAGACAGAUCCAUUGGACCUUCAUAUAGGUGUGAUCAAUGUUCAAAGUUAUUUAAAAGUUAUAAAGAAUAUAUCAAACAUAAAAUUAGCCAUGAUGAUUCGGGCGAACAAGUAGAAAAUGAGGAAAAAGAAAGUCCUACGCAUGUUCAAUAUUCAGCCAAAUCCAUUGGACCUUCAUAUAGGUGUGAUCAGUGUUCAAAGUUAUUUAAGAGUUAUAAAGAAUAUAUCAAACAUAAAAUUAGCCAUGAUGAUUCGGGCGAACUAGAAGACAAUGACGAAAAAGAAAGUCCUCUACAGGCCCAAUAUUUAGACAAAUCCAUUGAACCUUCAUAUAGGUGUGAUCAAUGUGCAAUAUUAUUUAAGAGUUAUAAAGAAUAUAUCAAACACAAAAUUAGCCAUGAUGAUUUGAGCGAUAAAGAAGAAAAUUAUCUGUCUAAUUUGAUAGACCCAUCUUCGGUUAAUUUAGACUUGCCGUCGUCAGCUAAUUUAGGGUUUUUAAAAGAGGACGAAUCAAAGAAGAGACGAAAACUGCAUAAUUCGGAUUUAGAAAACAUUAAGAAAAGAAAAUUUUGCUGUCAAAUUUGCGAGCAAGACUUUUGUAAUCCAUCAAGUCUUGGCGAGCAUGAUUGUCCCGGUCCGUUCUGAUUCCUAUUGUAUGUUAAGCAUUGUGUUGUAAAUUGCGCGGAAAUAUAUUUUUGGAAAUAUUUACCGAAACGAAAUGUGGAAACAUUGCAAAAACAUGAAUGGCUAAAAAAAUAAGAAAAAAACUAAAUAAUUAUUUAAAAAUAACAUAACUAAAAACAGAACGCUUAUACAUGAAUACGAAUAAAGAUUUAAACAUUAAAAAAAUACAAAUAGAAAGAUCAAUAACAAAUGCAAAUAAAUCGGUGAAUCGUCGAAGUCCAGUUACUCAGUUUGUGAAAAUGCUAUUUUUAAUUUAAUGCUGACUGGUUUACGCAAUACCUACAGGGCGUUUGAAAAAACAUUUAUCAUCUCUCGUGGGGAUAUUUUUCACUUAAAAUAAGGUUUAUUUUUCAUAUUAACAUAGGU